UUUGCGAAAAGCCCUUCCCUUCCUCCUCUUUCCUUUUUAACCCCCUCCUCCUCCUCCUCCUCCUCCUCUCUCGAAGAAACCCUAGGUGAUCCCGACCUCCAUCUCCCUCCGAGAGCUAGGGUUUCGAGGUCUCUUCAAUGUCGCGGUUCCAGUUACCGUCCCCGCCUCGCAACGAGGCCACCUCGUGCGGAUCUAUGCUCCAAGAACUACAGGAUUUGUGGGAUGAAAUAGGGGAGACUGACCUUGAAAGAGAUAGAAUGAUAUUACAACUUGAACAGGAAUGCCUCAAUAUCUACAGAAAGAAAGUAGACCAAGCUAGAAAACAAAAGGCAGAUUUGCAUCAGAUUUUGGCCGAGGGUGAAGCUGAAGUGUCUCUUGUCAUCUCUGCUCUUGGUGAACGCGAGUCCCUUAUGCGGUUAGAAAAGCCAAAGGGCUCACUCAAGGAACAAGUGGCUGCAUUAAAGCCUUUGCUGGAGGAAUUGAGACGGAAGAAAGAAGAAAGGAUCAGAGAAUUUACGGAUGUUCAAUUGCAGAUUGUUCGUAUAUGUGCUGAAAUUGCAGGGCUUGCUCAUCUAGAAAGUCCUGCUACUUUUAAGGUGGAUGAAGGAGACUUAACUAUUAAGAGACUGGGAGAGUUGAAGUCUCAACUCCAUGAACUGCAGUUAGAUAAGAACCUUCGGUUGAAGAAGGUGAAUGCUCUCGUGGAAUCUAUACAUGAACUAUGCAUGGUGAUGUCUGUUGAGCUUAAUAAGACAUUAUCUGAAGUUCAUUCCUGCUUCUCCAAUUCAAGAAACAACCAUUCAAAGAGUAUUAGCAAUGAUACACUUGCUAGACUAGGGGGAACUGUUCAUGCCCUAAAGCAAGAAAAAUUGCAGAGGCUUAAAAAGCUUCAAGAUCUUGGAAGUACACUUAUUGAGUUAUGGAACCUCAUGGACACGCCAGUUGAUGAACAGAAGAGGUUUGACCAUGUAACCUCCUUGAUUUCAGCAACAUCUGACGCAGUCACAUGUAAUGGAUGCCUUGCGCUUGAUGUGAUUGAGCAGGUUGGGAUUGAAGCUGACAGGUUGAAUGUUCUGAAAGCUAGCAAAAUGAAAGAGCUUGUUCUGAAGAAACAGAGUGAGCUUGAAGAAAUCUAUCGAAGUGUUCAUAUGGAUGUUGAAAGUGAUACAGACCGACAGAUUCUUAUCAACUUCAUCGAUUCUGGAAAAGCAGACCUCUGUGAGCUGUUGGGAGGCAUGGAAAAUCGAAUUGAGAAGGCUAAAGAGCAAGCUUCUAGCAGAAAGGAGAUUCUGGAGAAGGUUGAGAAAUGGAAAAUUGCAUCUGAGGAGGAGAGGUGGCUUGAUGAUUAUGAAAGGGAUCAAAAUCGUUAUAAUACUGGUCGAGGAGUGCACAAGAAUCUAAAGCGUGCAGAAAAAGCACGAAUACUUGUCAGCAAAAUACCAUCUAUGAUAGAGAAUUUGAGUGCAAAAAUUAGAGCUUGGGAGCAGGAGAAAGGAAUUCCAUUUAUGUAUGACAAGGUAAGAUUGUUAGACACCCUGGAAGAAUACGCGGCACUCAGGCAGCAGAAAGAAGAGGAAAAGCGGCGAUCCCGGGAGCAGAAGAAGCUACAAGAGCAACAAACUGCUGAGCAAGAAGCACUCUAUGGGACGAAGCCAAGCCCGAUGCGGCAGUUCCCUGUGAAGAAACCGCUGGGACAGAGCUCCAACGUGAACAUGGCUGUUGGAACUCCCACCGGCCGCCGUGUCUCCACCCCGUUGUCGCGGCAUGGGUUCGCAUCUUCUGGUAAGGACAAAAAGGAGAUUGGAAAGGGGAAUGCGGUGAUUCCUGUCAACUAUGUCGCCCUUCCAAAGGACAUUCUAUCCCCUUGAGAAGCAGUCUUCCAUAGCAUGAUCUCCGUGCUAAUUAGUGCACGCCUCUGGUGAAGUUGUAAUGGAGCAUUAUCUGCUCUUUCUUUCUUUUCCUUUCCUGGAAUGAAAUAUCUAUGAUUUCAUCUAUGUUGUGCUGUUUGUGCAAUUGCUGCUUUUCUAUUUUGAUUACUGUUUUUACAUUUGGCUGAUGAUUCUGCUACUUGUAAAUGCUUCUGUUACUAGAUUGGAGUACAUGAGUGAAGUAAAUGAGUUCUCUCAGGUGCAGCUCAAUUUCUUUUCUAAA
Molecule: messenger RNA, 2151 nt
Organism: Ananas comosus (pineapple)
Lineage: Eukaryota; Viridiplantae; Streptophyta; Magnoliopsida; Poales; Bromeliaceae
Product: 65-kDa microtubule-associated protein 5
Exons: 11
Coding region: 138-1868 (576 amino acids)
Biological process (GO): microtubule cytoskeleton organization
Cellular component (GO): spindle; cytoplasm
Molecular function (GO): microtubule binding
Source: RefSeq, a predicted model, not a curated record